Molecule: messenger RNA, 723 nt
Organism: Strongylus vulgaris
Lineage: Eukaryota; Metazoa; Nematoda; Chromadorea; Rhabditida; Strongylidae
Source: the annotation of a GenBank genome assembly
AUGGUUUGCUCAUUUCAGGUUACUGUGCAGACAUGCUCAGUAAUCCGAAAUUUUGUCUACAAUCCCAUCGCUACGCAAGCUUUCGUAGACGCUUUUGAGCGUUUUGCGCUUGCUUUUUUCAACUUCGAAAUGCCUCUUUUCAUUGUCAUCACUUUCUACAGUGUGUUUCCCCUGAUCUGCAUCGCACUUGCUGUCUAUAACAGCUUCAUCUCAAAUACGCUUACCCAAACUGAUGACGUAUGCGAAACUAUACGUCGAACACAAUGGACCAACACUGCACUUCUCAUAAUUCAAUGGGGCUCAGCAGUAAUUGCCAUUCUACUCUACAUUAUCGUAUGGCGUAAACUGCAUCAUGAACGCACUUCAAAGUUCGCUCCAAACGAAAAUGAAAAAUGGAUAUUUGAUUCAGAAAAGAUGUGUCCGAAUCGUUACUACUGGGAUCAUCACGUUGUUAAAAUCUUCUUCAUCUGUUGUGCGCUACCAUUAUUUCUAGCGUUACCCAGUUUGGUAUUUACCAUUCUUACAGAUCUUGAGAUUUAUGUGAACUCGGUCGCAAACGUGGUCAGCAUACUGAUUCUUGAUCUUACCACUCCAGUAACCCUGAUUAUCUACAUCUUCUUCAUCGAACAUAUACGCAAAGGGCUUCUAGAAUAUAUUUGUCGGUGUGAUCCUGAACUCCGAAAACCUCGCCCACUUAAUCAAAAAGUCAUCGAACACUUCUAA